GGAACAUUCUUUGUUCGAAAGAUCUGAUCCGCCACGCGGGCUUGCCUCUCAUGGGUGGUGCACCGCCGCUGGAUCUUUGUACCUCCCAGCUGCAUGGUCUGACCAUGACGACGGAGGUACUCCAAGAAGUGUGGAAGUGCAUUUCCCUUUUUGCACGGAACAGAACACGCGGUUUCAACCGCCGCCCCGCGGUUUAAGCCGCCCAUGGCCGCCCUGCGCAAUGGCGACGCCUUACGAGGCUAUUUGCUGGGCCGAUGGUCGGUGAAGAAGCGCUUCGACUAUCGGACGGGAGGUGGCCGUGGCGAGCUGAGUGGCAUCGCCAGCUUCGAGCCCUGUGCCGAGCGCCCUGAGGUUCUCAUGUACGAGGAGCGAGGCACUAUGAGCCUGGAGGGCCUUCCCAAGCCCGUGGAGGCCUACCGGCUCUACUGCUUCAACACUGGUGUGUGGCCAGUGGAGGUCUACUUCGUGGAUGAUCCCACGAAGAAGCACCUUCCCUCUUUGCUGCCCGAGCUCCCUGUGCAUACCUCCUUCUUCGUCCCACUCUCCUUUGAUGCAGGUGGAAGCGGACAUGCAAGCUUUCAACAUUUAUGUGUCGAAGACCUGUACAGUGGACACUUUCGCGCCCUGUCGCCGGAGAGCUUCGAAUGGAACUGGUCGGUGGAAGGCCCUCAGAAGGAUGGUGCCAUUAGCGCAACGUACCAGCGUGUGGAAUAAAACAGCCAUGCCCGUUCGAGUAUGCAUGGGAGGCUUUCGCCAGGGCACGGAACCCGCAUCGCGGAACUGC
Molecule: messenger RNA, 784 nt
Organism: Durusdinium trenchii
Lineage: Eukaryota; Dinophyceae; Suessiales; Symbiodiniaceae
Source: the annotation of a GenBank genome assembly